Molecule: messenger RNA, 1679 nt
Organism: Schistosoma mattheei
Lineage: Eukaryota; Metazoa; Platyhelminthes; Trematoda; Strigeidida; Schistosomatidae
Source: the annotation of a GenBank genome assembly
UGAGUCAAUUGAAGCUAGACCACUAUGGAAAACCUGGAAGCAACUGAAUGGUCGUUUCGUCCUAUUGAUUAAUUAUCAACUACUAUAGUAGUUGAAUUUUUUCCCCUUUCUCUCUACCUUUUUCCAGUCUAAGAAACAAAUGAUUCCUUUUAACUAUUCGUUCCAGUUAGUCAUAUACAAUGUAGAACCUGACACAUCUGCUUACUGGUUCAAAAUAAUGUACCGCAUUAUUACACCGAGAUCAUGUUAUUUCAGGACAAAUUAUUAUAAGUAAUAACAAUAUUGAUAGUAAUAAUAUUAAAAAUAAUGAUUUCAAAGGAUUGAAUGUAGCUAAAGAAGAAAAAUAACUAAGUAUAAGGAAAUUUCAAGACUCAAAAUUGUAAACAAAUACAAGGAGUGAUGAAUACACUUGCAUCAUUACGAAUAAUUCUGAGCCAUAUUGCUCAAAUUCUCUAAUCAUUGGUUAUGAUAGUCAUAUGGACCUCAAUCAAGCUAUUCUUGAAGAUCAUUGUUCAAGAAUAUGGGCUGCAUCAGCUGAUCGUACUCCAAGUAGUGGAGGAGGAGGAGGAGAAGGGAGUGGCAAUGGAAGUAGAGGAGGUGGUCAUCUUCGUGAUGUCGAUGAUGAUGGUGAUAACAACGUUACUAAUGAUAUUGAUCAUAGUGGAAUUGGUAUAGAUCUUGGUAUACAUUCAACUAGGCCUCAUGAUACUACCACACUAGAUGAUAACUCAUCUCAACGAAAUAUUUCAUUAGAUAUAAAUGAACGUUCAUUUAUAUCUCCAAUUAUCAAUAAUUAUGAUCAUGAAUCAUAUUGUCCAUCUACUUCUUUCAAUUAUAAUAGAUCAUAUAUUAGUGAUAAUAAUGUUGUUAUCGGUGAUAUCAAUUGGUCACAUCCAACUAAUAAUGAUCUAACAAAAUCACAACAAACACAUAAUCAUAAAUCAUCUUCUUAUUCUAUAGUUGAAAAUAAUUGGAUUAAUGAUGAAAAUACACAACUUAUGCCUAAUAAUAAUUCUAUAAAUUCAUAUAAUAAAUCUUCCAGUAUAAUCGAUCCAUCAACUACAAAAUCAUUACCAGUAAUCGUCCCACCAUGGUUCGCAUCAUUUUCUCAAUCGAAAUAUUCUCAAAAGACAUCAGAUAUUCAAUUACAUACACAUUAUACAGAGCAUUUAGUCGAUUCGAUUAAUACCACUAAUGCUGCAAUAUCUAUACAUGAUACAGAUCGAACAGAAAAUAGUCCAGUUAAUAUUGGUAGUAGUAGUAGUAGUGCUUCUACUACAACUAGUAGUACUAAUGAUCAUCAUCAUCAAGGUUCUGUUACAACUAACACCACAUCUCAGUCAACUCACUCUUCAUCAACAUCAGCUGUUUCUGGGACGUCGAAUUCCACACCGGGAAGUUCCGGUGUAGGUGUAUGCACCUCGUCCAAUUCACUUGUUAUAGGCUAUUAUAUGGGUGAUGAUCCGGUACCCUAUAGAAGUUUAUGGCCAUCAUCAGAGAUUACACUUGGUCAAUUUAAACAAUUAAUUCCCAAGAAAAAAGGCUUAUUCCGAUACUUUUUCAAGAAAGCAUCUGAUGAAUUCGAUUCCGGUGUAGUCCAUCAAGAGAUCACAAAUGAUGAUACUAUUCUACCUUUAUGGGAAGGUAAAAUUGUCGCCAAAGUUGAACGAAUUGAUUAA